UGUAAUCGUUUUUUGUAAUGUCUUUGAGGAUUGCACAAUUUCUUCAAGUGGUUUAGAUAUCGGUUUGAAUAGUUUAUUAAUAGACUCAUCUUGCUCUGAUUUACCUAAUUUCAACGACAAGUAUUUUUUGCGAAUCGAUCUGGCAAGUUCGGACACUUUUUUCUUGCGCAAUGCAUUAGCAACCUUAUCGUCAGACAUUUUGGUAUGGACUGAAGAUGCAGCUUACAAUUUUAUAUAUUUAUCGAAUCCUUUGCGAUACCUACCACCAUUAAGGGUAAAAUCCUUCAUAAUUACCAAAGUACCAUAGCGAUCACACCAACACUUUGAACACACAUUUUUGAAUGUGUCAAACUUUAUGUCUGGAGAUACGUGUUCGUCGAAUAUAUGUUUCAAGUUCACCUCAUCCUGCUUGAAUAACACAAUAACAUUACAAUUGUCGCGAAUAAGCUGUUUCGGUAUUUUUGAGUAUGUUUGACAAAGAUAUGCAGCAUCAAUAUCUUUAUGUCUACACAUGGAGUAGUAUUCACGAAUUUUCUGCUGACCGUCACAGGCUACGUCAUCGAAUAAAAAGAUGGAAUUUGGUCGAGCUUUCUCUGGACUAAUUAUUUCCUCAUUGUCUUUAAAUGGGAAAUACCCAACACCCUUGACUUGCGCUAUAACUUCUUGUAGCAAUUGAUACUUUGGUUGAAAUAACGAUUUUGAAUAGACAUAAACAUUUUUGAAUUUCGCGCCAUUUGGAUUGAAUAGGAGCGCCAGCACGACGUUCGUCUUACCACACCCACUGGGGCCACAUAUAAUGGCACGGAAAGAAUUUGGCAACAAUUUACCAUGUUUGCCAACAGUUGGUGUUGAGGUGAAAUCCAGAUUUUCAAUGGGUAUAGUCUGCUCUUGUUGAAUUAUUUUCAUUGUGUGUGUCGUUUUUCGUAGUACUACUCUUUAAAUAUAGGUGUCACCAAUUGAGCGUGUCAGUCUUAAUGUUGGUGUUUGAAGGAGAUGGUAUUUUGAAUUCUCUCAUCAAUAAACUAUUGAACUUCACUUACCUAGCUAUCAGUACUGUGGACCUGGUACAAAAUUGGAAAAACGUCUUGAUCGUGGAGAUCCGGGCAUCAACCCCUUGGACGCUGCUUGUAAACAACACGAUAUUUCUUACUGGAAGAAUAAGUCUCUCGAAGAACGACACAAAGCCGAUCAUACUUGAAGAUAAAGCUUGGGCACGCGUCAAAUCAAAAGACGCUUCACUGGGAGAGAAAGCUGCUGCAUUACUUGUAACAGGCGGAAUGAAGGUGAAAAGAAAGCUGGGAAUGGGUUGUCGUCGCAAACGUCGUUCCUUGCAUCGAGAUGUUAUUCUGAAAGUGGGAAAGUCAUUGAAGAGAGGAACAUCUAUGAAAGACACCGCAACGUUUGCCUUACGAGCAGCCAAAGCACUUAUUAAAGAAUUUGGCGGCAAAAAAGAAGUCGAGGUUCCUCGAGUAAUACCUGUAGCGAAAUCCGGAGGUUUCCUACCACUUAUUCCUUUGUUUGCCGGUCUUUCGGCACUUGGAGCUUUGUCAGGUGGUGCUGCUGGGAUUGCAAAAACCGUCAUUGAUGCUAAGCAUGCGCAAAAGAAAUUGGAGGAAGAUGUACGUCAUAAUAAGGAACGUGUAGGAUCUGGCCUAUACUUGAAAAAGUAUUCAAAAGGUGGAUUUGGAUUGUAUUUAAAAAAAAACAAAAAAAACUAAUAAAGCUACCCAAUCACGCACUAUCUGACUUUGACAUCGCGCAUUAUGCAAAAUUACUUAAAAUAUCACAUUUUCGAGGAGUUUUCAUGCGAGACACCCUCUCCAAAGACGGUCCUCGAAGACAAGAAUGCGCAGUGGUUAAUUUAGAUGUCUCUAAGAAUAGUGGGAGUCAUUGGGUGGCUUACAGAAAGAUAAACAACGAUGUAGAGUAUUUUGAUUCAUUUGGUAAUUUGAAGCCGCCGAAAGAAGUUGUUGAAUAUCUGGGAAAGAGUGCGAGAAUUUUCUACAACAAUACCCAAUAUCAAAACUACAAUCAAAUAAAUUGCGGACAUUUGUGUUUGAAAUUUCUACAGCAACAAUGACGAGCGUAGAACUAUUACUACAACAUAUCUACCAUGGAAAAACGUUGAAUAGUUUUACUGCCGAAGAACUAAAGCACUUUCCCAUUGAACAUCUAAUAGAGUGUGUAAGACCUUGGGAAUUGUUGGAUAUGUGGCAUAAACUUCCCAAUGAAUAUCGAGGAAAUUUUGAACUACAAAUACGACUACCUUGUUUCAUCCAUUACAACCGACCUGAUUGGACAACACAUUGUGAUGGUCCUCCGAGUUCUCAAGCCACUUGUUUUCUUUAUAACAAUAAAUAGUAUAAACAAGUAGUAUUAUUUAAAUUCAAACAUCACCCGAAUUCCAUUAGUCACCAUGUCACAGUUGCUGAGAGUAAACAGCAUCAAUCAUGAAUUUACCUUUCAACCUACUACGCCUAUUGUGCUCGAUCCGAUUAAUGAUUACUAAAUAGCUUUGCGAUCUUUUCAUUCUUAUCACAGUAUACUAAACAUUGAAAAUUGUAAGUUUUACUACUACGAUACCAAGGGCAAGCUUCAAAGUUUUGAUUUUCCCACAGGAUGUUACGAAAUUUCCGAUCUUGAAGCGUUUAUACGAGAUAAAUUGGGUGUGGACAAUUCAACUAGACCAGAGGGUAUAUUUUCACUAAAACCCAAUCACAAUACGUUGAAAUGUGAAAUUUCCAGUAAAUACAAAAUUUCAUUCAAAGAAGAUAAUAGUAUUGGGAGAAUUUUGGGUUUUUCACCGAAAAUACUCGACGCAAACAAAAUACACUCGUCAGAUCUCCCCGUCAAAAUCAUUAAAGUAUCUAGUAUUCGCUUCGAUUGUAACAUUACCACUGGAGCCUUCGAUGCAAACAGACCUGCUCAUACUAUAUACGAAUUCGUCAUACAAGUGGAUCCAGGAUAUUCCAUAGACGAAAUUCCUCAUAAUUUGCUCUAUUUACCUGUUAUACCACAACGUGAAAUAACCAAUAUCACCGUCAUCGCUUUAGACCAAGACGGUCAGCCUGUAAACUUUCGUGGAGAACUAAGUACGUUGGUGUUGGAGCUUAGAGCGCGAAGCAAAUGGGACUAAUAAUAAAUCAUAGAAGACAGUCUACAGAGCAUUCAACUUCAUUAGAUAAGCUACCAUCAAAGCUAAAGCAACUCACGUUCGCAAACAAAUUGGUUCUGCAAUCGUUGGGUUUUAAAUUGAAAAAUGACAACAAUGUAUGGAAAACGUCAACGCCAAAACGACAACAUGCCUCCAAUGUUUGAUAUCUACCGUAAGCCGAUGUUUGACGAUUCAAUUCGAAAGGCUGAAUACAGAACCUAUGCUCCAUUUAUAAAGUCAUUCAAUUGCAGUGACAUUGUGGAGUUUAGCAUUAAUCAGGUUGAUUCGUUCUUUGCAAUGAGCGAACCUUUGUUGUGCAUUAAAGGUUCGCUUGAAAUACACGGAGCUGGUGACGUAAAAUUAGCAAAUAAUGUUGGAGCCUUUCUAUUCGAUUCAUGUACGUACAGUGAAAGUGCCAGGGAAAUGGAAACAGUUCGGGAUCCUGGAAUAGUGAGUGCCGUACGUGCUAUGACUUGUUAUAACCAAGAAGAUUCCAAUCAUAUGGCUAUAGCCGGCUAGAAUUACCCAAAAGAUCCUAUUCUGAAUGUUAGCGACAAGUCCUUCAACCUUCAAAUACCUCUCAAACAUAUUUUCAGCAUUUUCAACGAUUAUUCAAUGAUUACAUGUGGGCGUCAAACAAUACGACUAGUUCGGGCACGAAAUGAUAAUGAUUGCUUAUAUAUUACUGAAAAGAAUGUCUCUGGAACGCUCUCCACUACAACAGCUAAAUUAAACAUUACAAGCGUUGAGCUAAAAGUUAAACAUAUCUUUCCUAAUGACAACAUAAAAUUAAAUCUCAUGAAAUCCAUUCAAAAAUAUCAACCUAUAGUUAUUCCAUUUAGGAAGUGGGAGUUACACGAAUUACCCUCAAUUACUAAAGGAGCAAGACAUGAAGUUUGGGCUGUCAAGACAUCCACUUCAGUUGUUAUUGUUUUCUUUCAAACCGACAAACGUAACUUGAGUACAGCUGACCCGACUUUAUUUGACAAUACCGACGUACAAAGUAUAAGACUGUCACUUAAUGGUGAUUAUUGGCCCAAUGAAAGAAUGCAAUUGGAUUUCGCUAAAACUGAUUACAAUGAAGCCUAUUUUAACUAUACUGAAUUCUAUCCCAACUACGCAAACUCCACACAGAAGCGCCCCCUGCUGGAUUAUUCUUCUUUCAAGAAACGAGCAUUGUUUGUUAUCGAUUGUUCAAAACAGGAGGAAAGCAUGAAGGCAUCCACAGUCGAUGUGAAACUUGGCAUUGAAGCAAACAUAGGUUUUCCCGAAAAUAUCAAAGUAUAUUGCAUCAUAAUUCAGGAUUGUGUAAUGGAAUACUUCCCCCUCACCGAAAUUGUUAAAAGCUUGAACUAGAUGUUGUGAGUUAGUGUUCGAUCAGACGUCAACAUGAGAGUAGCUUUUGUAGACAUUCAAGGUUUUGUCGUAGACGGUCUUUUCGUUGCCUCGAGCUCACCAUAGAAAUUGGCUUCAAAAGUUCACAUUACAUAUUUUUACCACCGCAACCGUUUUCUACAUUAAGUAACGAGGACAAAAAGACCACAUCAUACGUGGAAAGAAAUGUGCACGGCAUUCGAUACUCUUCAGGAGAUGUAGAAUAUUCUAAAGUAAAUGAAAUAUUAGAAAGCAAGUUAUUGUAUGUCGCAGGAGGACAACAAAAAGUCGAGUUUCUGCAAAUGAAAUGUCACAUUUUCGGUAUUUUUCCACAUAUUAUUGACGUUUGCAAAUUUGAUGGUACAUCCUGUGAAACUGGAAACUUUGCUCAAGAUCCAAACCCCUGUCGCGCAUCUGGACUAUUUUCAUGUACUGAAAGAAAUGUACAACGUCUCCGUCACUGGUUUUUAA
Molecule: messenger RNA, 4999 nt
Organism: Diorhabda sublineata
Lineage: Eukaryota; Metazoa; Arthropoda; Insecta; Coleoptera; Chrysomelidae
Exons: 2
Coding region: 975-1718 (247 amino acids)
Source: RefSeq, a predicted model, not a curated record